This is a messenger RNA of Nannospalax galili (Upper Galilee mountains blind mole rat), 1151 nucleotides long. RefSeq names its product FA core complex associated protein 20 (gene Faap20). The transcript has 4 exons. The record is from RefSeq and is a predicted model, not a curated record. NCBI's taxonomy places the organism in Eukaryota, Metazoa, Chordata, Mammalia, Rodentia, Spalacidae. Bases 57 to 623 code for a protein of 188 amino acids. Gene Ontology annotation, molecular function: K63-linked polyubiquitin modification-dependent protein binding; ubiquitin binding. Gene Ontology annotation, biological process: DNA damage response.
UAUAUCCCAGGCGGGGGCGGGUCGCGCUCUCACUUCCGCUGGACGCGCUGGGGAGGAUGGAGGAGGAGCAGAGGCCACGGGGGAGGCUGAGCCGUCGGAGGCCGCCCGCUGGGGGCGGGCCCCCCAGCCACCGACCCUGGUUUCUCUUGGAAGGCCGUCAGAGUGAGCCAUGGGCUGUACUCUUGCAAAGCACCGUGAACUCUGACUUGAUCCUGGACAGCCAGCCAUUGCCCCCAUUGCCUGCCUUUCCCAGCCAGGUGUGUCCACAGAAGCCUCUGCCUGGCCCAGAGCCCACAGUACCUCCUGAGGUCUUCACUGUGGGAUCCAAGGCCUUUUCCUGGACGCCUUUUCCACCUGCUCUUGAUGUCUCCUGUAGCUCCUACCAGCCGUUCCAGGGGGCUGGAGGCCCUCUGGAGCUACCCACUGCAUCCCUGAAAGAACACUCUACACCGGAUCCCCAUGGGACCCCCAGCACCCAGGAGUGUUUGUCUGUGCAGAGUCCACCAGUCUUGCAGAGCUGCCCAAUGUGCCAAAAGGAGUUUGCCCCCACGCUGGCCCAGCUGGAUGUGGACAGCCACCUUGCCCAGUGCUUGACUGAAAGUACCAAAGAUGUGGUGUGGUGAGCUGCUGGGCGGUGCAGGCCUGGCCUCACUGCCCCUCCCCUCUGCUCCCAGAUAUAUGCAUCGGCAUCAUGAUACAGCUGCUGAGCUGUCUUCAUGUGGACACCUGAGUAUGCCUUAUGGUGUUCACAGGCACUGGGCAUAAUGCUGCUCACUCUUGUACAGUCAGAAGGGCAGCAUACCUGCUGUGAUGGUUCAUCUUCAUUGUUGAUUGACUGGAUUUGGAAUCACCUAGGAGACACACCUCUGGGUGUAUCUGUGAAGGUGUUUCCAGAGGGGAUUAACUCAGAAAGGAAGACCCAUCUGGAAUGUGGGUGGGACCAUCCCAUGGCUGGGCUCGCACUGAAUGUAAAGGGAAAAAAGAGAAAGCUUCUGAUUGUGGAUGCCACGUGACCAGCUGUCUCGGACCUCCUGCCACCACGGGUAGAGCUGCCCUGGCUACCAUGUCUUCCUUCCCUGCCGUGAUAGACUAUAUCUUCAACUUGAGGCACAACAAAUAUUGAAGCUGUUUUGGUCAGGUACUUUGUCUUA